This is a messenger RNA of Copidosoma floridanum, 1278 nucleotides long. Its product is annotated as cyclin-dependent kinase 9-like. NCBI's taxonomy places the organism in Eukaryota, Metazoa, Arthropoda, Insecta, Hymenoptera, Encyrtidae. The record is from RefSeq and is a predicted model, not a curated record.
UCCGUUAGUGAUGAUGACAGUUAACAGUUAGUGGUGUAAAAACACGCAAUCAAAGACAGAGGCGACGUAUACUAGUGUGGCAUCGUUUAUUCGUAAAAAAUAUCUUUUACUUUUGUCACGUUGGAAUAUCUUACAAGUCCACCGAUAAACAUGAAUAAAAAAGAAAAAGAAAGGUAUCUUCGAAAAUUUAUCUUUCCAUUUUGUCAUGAUGCCUCAAAAUACGAGAAAGUUGCUAAAAUCGGCCAAGGAACUUAUGGAGAAGUUUUUAAGGUACGUGAUGGAACAAAUCCAAAGAAAUUUGUUGCGAUGAAAAAAAUUUUAAUGAGUGACAACAGAGGAGGUUUUCCCAUCAAUACCUUAAAAGAGAUCAAGUUAUUGCAACAAUUGAAAAAUAAAAAUAUCGUUAAUUACAUUGAAGUCUGUAAAGCGAAAGCUACACAACGUGAUCAACUGCUUCCAACAUUUUAUUUGGUAAUGGAUUUUUGUGAACAUGACCUUGCAGGUCUCCUUUCAAAUAUGAAUGUGCAAUUCAGUUUAGGGGAGAAAAAAAACAUCAUGAAACAGUUGUUCAAUGGACUGCAUUUCAUACAUACCAACAAUAUCCUGCACAGAGACAUUAAAUCUGCAAAUAUUUUGAUAACAAAAUCUGGUGUGCUGAAAUUGUCCGACUUUGGUCUAGCAAAAUCAUUCAUCAGAAGCAAUAAUGACCUGAAAAAGUGUUACUCAUCUGAAAAAGUCGUAACUCUUUGGUACAGACCACCAGAGUUACUGUUGGGUGCAAAGAACUAUGGGCCACCAGUUGAUUUGUGGGGUGCUGGCUGCAUAAUGGCUGAGAUGUGGAAUCGAUUCCCGAUAAUGCCAGGAAGCACUGAACAACAUCAACUCAAUUUAAUAUCUCAACUUUGUGGGUCCAUAACACCUGACGCUUGGCCAGGAGUGGAAAAGCUAGAGUUAUACAAGAAGAUGAUGCUCGUACGCGGACAAAAACGCAAGCUCGAAGCCCGAAUGAAAUUUUACAUCAGGGAUUCAUGUGCACGUGACUUGUUGGACAAACUGCUUAUACCGGAUCCCAGCCAAAGAAUCAGUUCUCAUGCGGCAUUGGACCAUAAUUUCUUUUGGACUGAGCCCUUGCCUUGCGAUUUGCGCAAUAUCUUGGCCCAACAUACCCAAAGUAUGUUUCAGUACUAUGCUGUACCAAGGAGACGAGGACACGUGUGGGGUCAAGCUCAUUCAAGUUCCACCUCGGCAGACACGGACUAUGAAGAUAGAGUUUUUUAA